AUUUGUUUUUCUAGUGAAAUAUCAUCAUCAAAGCAUCGUCACUUGUUGCCUUUAUCGAAAACACACACACACACAUUUGAAAUUCUGAUUUGAUUUGAUUCGUUACGACCGACCAGAAAACAAAAACUAAUAUAAAAAACCAGAAAAUUUUUUUCUGCAAUCAAAUUAAUCAUCAAUAUAUUAUCGAUUAGUUUUCAAAAAAUCAACCCAACCAUCAAUAUGGCUACUAUGAAUAAUAAAAAAUCAAUUUUAAUUUUAUCAAUAAUAAUGAUUAUUUUAGAAUCAUGUAAAUCAUGGCCAAGUGGUGCACCGGAAAAAACUUGUCCAACACUGUUACCACGGCAUGGUGGCCAACCGGCAAAAGAAGCAAAUGAAUCACCAUAUAUGUUGGAACAAUCUAAUUCACAAUAUAGACCUGGUGAUCAGAUUUUAGUUGUAUUGAAAUCACCAAGCAACAUACCAUUCAAAGGAUUGAUCGUUCAAGCAUUGGAUCCGGAAACGGGCAAAACUAUUGGCAAAUUUUCCCAAGGAACUGGCCUAAAAGUGAUUGAUAGCUGUUCGGCUGUAACACAUUCGGACAACAGAAAUAAAAAAGCAGCAAAUUUGGUUUGGAAUGCACCAUUAAAUACCGGUAGUGUUAAUCAUCAAGGUGGUUUAAGUGGUCAGGUUGUAUUUCGUGGUACAGUUGUAAGAAAAUAUGAUACAUUUUUUAAAGGUCUUAUAUCGGUUGUUAAUCCACAUGUUCAUGUUUGAAAAAACAAAACAAACAAACAAGAAACCAAGUAUCAUUGAAACCAAUCUUAUUACAAACACAGCAUAAUAAUAAUACUGAUCAACACAUCCAUCACAAACACAAAAAAUAAUCAAAGUUAUAAAAUGCAACAAUGUUUUUUUUUCAACUAAUUCAAUUUUUUAUUAAUUACCAAAUUAUGAAUAAAUUUUUUUUUCUUGUGAA
Messenger RNA from Dermatophagoides pteronyssinus (European house dust mite), 955 nucleotides. Its product is annotated as putative defense protein 3. Gene Ontology annotation, cellular component: membrane. NCBI's taxonomy places the organism in Eukaryota, Metazoa, Arthropoda, Arachnida, Sarcoptiformes, Pyroglyphidae. The record is from RefSeq and is a predicted model, not a curated record.